Molecule: messenger RNA, 518 nt
Organism: Mesorhabditis belari
Lineage: Eukaryota; Metazoa; Nematoda; Chromadorea; Rhabditida; Rhabditidae
Source: the annotation of a GenBank genome assembly
AUGGUCAAGAUUACUAUUCGUUUGGUCGGCGAAGAGAAUGAUAAAUUAUUCAAGCGUAUUGAGUUGGAUCCACAGCUUCAUGUCGAUGACCUGGUGAAGCGAAUAGAGACUCUGACGAAUAUUCCUUGCGAUUAUCAACAAAUCCAAUUCCGUGAUGAAGAGCUACCCGUUGUUGAGCAUCCUCUUCAGGCCAUCAAGUUUGGCGAAGAAAUUGUUGUCAAACAUGCUGAUCUUCCAUGGUGGACCGAGUACAAAGAAUGUGUUGAAUUCAUGGAGAAGAUUCGGUUUCGAAGUACAACAUUAAAUGCCACCAUUAUGGCCCAAAAGGCUCGAGCUCAGGCCAGUAUAUCGACUGGAACCAAAACAAGCACAGACAUUGCUACUCAAUGGGACGACAGAUUUGAGCUUCUUGAAAACGUUAUUAAUGAGAACAGCCUUUGCGCGGAUGUCGUUGUUCAAUUGGUUAUGCUUAGAGUGCUCCUAUUCAUUUCUGAUCUACAUGAACAGAACUGCGGAAG